Messenger RNA from Alligator mississippiensis (American alligator), 717 nucleotides. RefSeq names its product potassium voltage-gated channel subfamily H member 1 (gene KCNH1). The transcript is spliced from 3 exons. Bases 1 to 528 code for a protein of 175 amino acids. Gene Ontology annotation, biological process: regulation of membrane potential; potassium ion transmembrane transport. The record is from RefSeq and is a predicted model, not a curated record. Gene Ontology annotation, molecular function: delayed rectifier potassium channel activity. Lineage: Eukaryota; Metazoa; Chordata; Crocodylia; Alligatoridae.
AUGACACCUAUUGAACUCCUCGUCAUUGAACUCUUUGUAACCAUUAUAUUGAUGUCACUUCUGUAUGCAACCAUUUUUGGCAAUGUGACAACCAUCUUCCAGCAAAUGUACGCCAACACAAACAGGUACCACGAAAUGCUGAACAGUGUCCGGGAUUUCCUUAAGCUCUACCAGGUGCCCAAAGGUCUGAGUGAACGUGUGAUGGAUUAUAUUGUUUCUACCUGGUCAAUGUCCAAAGGGAUAGAUACGGAAAAGGUUUUACAGAUUUGCCCUAAAGAUAUGAGAGCAGACAUCUGCGUGCAUCUGAACCGCAAAGUUUUCAAGGAGCACCCUGCAUUCCGGCUGGCAAGUGACGGUUGUCUUCGCGCUCUAGCUAUGGAAUUUCAGACAGUCCAUUGUGCCCCAGGGGAUCUCAUCUACCAUGCUGGCGAGAGUGUGGACAGCCUUUGCUUUGUGGUUUCAGGGUCUUUGGAAGUAAUCCAAGAUGAUGAAGUUGUUGCUAUUUUGGGUAGGUCUCAUUGUUUAUAGCCUAUUUGUGCCCUCUGUCUAUGUGUCUAUCUACACAGAUAGCAUUAGAUUAAUUCUUCACAUUCCUAGAGCACCUUUGAUUCAAGGAUCUCUGCAUGCUUUAUAAAGUAUAGAGAGGUAGCCAGGUAUUAGUGUCUCUGUUUAACAGAAGAAAACAAAGUGACUUGCUUAGGCAACAGCCUGAUGUAG